AUGGAAGCAGGAAGUAAGGAUAAGAUCUUGAAAUCAUCAAAUCAUCCUUCAUGGGUUUUCUGCUUCCCCAGCAAACAUUUUUCAUCUACUCCGUCAACAACAAAAGAUCCAGCAUUCAUCGGUGUGGAUUCCAAGACAAUUCAAAGAAAGCCUGCUGGAUGGAAAGCCAUGCCUUACAUUUUAGGGAAUGAAACAUUCGAGAGGUUAGCAUCAUACGGGCUGACAGCAAACUUUAUGGUGUACUUGCUCUCACAUUAUCACAUGAAUCAGAUUUAUGCUGCAAACUUACUUACCAUAUGGGCUGGCACAACAAAUUUUGCACCGUUGAUUGGUGCAUUUCUGUCCGAUGCUUAUCUCGGUAGAUUUAAGACUCUUGCGUAUACAUCUUUUAUAUCUUUCAUGGGACUGCUCGUUCUGACGUUAACGGCUGCAAUUCCAGACUUAUAUCCUCCGUCGUGUACGCCAGAACAACUACAACAUGGCCAAUGCAUAUGCCCUUCUAAAUCUCAGCUUGGUUUUCUAUUCUUGGCAUUAGGGCUUCUGACAGUCGGAGCUGGUGGAAUUAGGCCAUGCAGCAUUCCAUUUGGAGUCGAUCAAUUUGACCCAACAACUGAUGAGGGGGAAAAAGGGAUAACCAGCUUCUUCAACUGGUAUUAUUUCUCCUUCACGGUUGUUAUCAUGAUUGCUCUCACUGUCAUUGUUUACAUACAAGGACUUAGUUGGGUUUGGGGAUUUGCUAUUCCGACGUUUCUCAUGUUCUGCGCAAUUGUGUUGUUCUUCGCUGGUACACGAAUUUAUGUGUACAUCCAGCCUGAUGGAAGUGUAUUCUCUGGCAUUGUGCAAGUGUUUGUAGCGGCAUACAGAAAACGGAAACUCAAGCUUCCUAGUUCAUUCGAAAAUGCGGUUGAUGAACAUGUUCUGUAUGAUCCCCCAGUGAAAGGAUCUUCAAUUAUCUCUAAGAUACCCUAUACUGACCAGUUCAGAAUCUUAAAUAAAGCUGCUAUAAAAGAAGACGGAGGAUUAAAACCAGAUGGAACUCCAGUGAACAAAUGGAGAUUGUGCAGUAUUCAACAAGUAGAAGAACUAAAAUGCAUAAUAAGAGCAAUGCCGAUAUGGGUCUCAGGCAUUAUCUGUUUCACAGCCAUUGUUCAACAACACACAUUUACAGUCUUACAAGCUUUGAAAAUGAAUAGACACCUGGGACCCAAAUUCCAAAUCCCUGCUGGUUCGCUCUCCGUAAUCUCCAUGAUUACAAUAGCAUUAUGGCUUCCUAUCUACGACCGAAUCCUCGUACCUAAUCUGCGUGAAAUAACGAAAAAAGAAGGUGGAAUUACCAUACUCCAAAGAAUGGGAAUUGGGUUGUGCUUUUCAGUCUUUGCGAUGAUUGCAGCUGGUUUUGUAGAAAAGAAAAGACGGGAAUCAGCAGUUGUUGCUGCUAGACCAGAUGGAAUUGCACCUAUUACGGUUUUAUGGCUCGCGCUACAACUAGUUCUUAUGGGUCUAGCUGAAGCUUUCAAUGUAAUUGGACAGAUAGAAUUUUACAAUAAGGAGUUUCCUGAGCAUAUGCUAACGGUUAGCAAUUCAUUACUGCAUUGUUCUAUUGGUGCAGCCUUUUACUUUAGCAGCUUUCUUGUUGCAAUAGUUCAUGAGAAGACGAGUAAAAAUGGCCGUUCCGGAUGGUUUGAUAACAAGAACAUAAACAAUGGAAGACUGGAAAACUUUUACUUUCUAAUCGGAGGACUGGGAGCUGCUAAUUUCAUAUAUUUUCUAUUUGUUGCUCAUCUAUAUCGGUAUAAAGGAAGUGCCAUUCAUGAUGAUGAUGUUUCUGUAAAAAAGGUCGUUUUAGUUUAA
Messenger RNA from Papaver somniferum (opium poppy), 1851 nucleotides. Its product is annotated as protein NRT1/ PTR FAMILY 2.13-like. Gene Ontology annotation, molecular function: transmembrane transporter activity. The coding region runs from base 1 to 1851 and encodes 616 amino acids. The record is from RefSeq and is a predicted model, not a curated record. NCBI's taxonomy places the organism in Eukaryota, Viridiplantae, Streptophyta, Magnoliopsida, Ranunculales, Papaveraceae. Gene Ontology annotation, biological process: transmembrane transport. The transcript is spliced from 3 exons. Gene Ontology annotation, cellular component: plasma membrane.